Molecule: messenger RNA, 1146 nt
Organism: Musca vetustissima
Lineage: Eukaryota; Metazoa; Arthropoda; Insecta; Diptera; Muscidae
Product: odorant receptor 59a-like
Exons: 2
Coding region: 1-1146 (381 amino acids)
Biological process (GO): detection of chemical stimulus involved in sensory perception of smell; sensory perception of smell
Cellular component (GO): plasma membrane
Molecular function (GO): odorant binding; olfactory receptor activity
Source: RefSeq, a predicted model, not a curated record
AUGAUCGAUAAAGCGGAUACCAAAGCCUUAUUUCGACUACAUUUUAUUGCCUGGCGUAUUUUGGGUAUGUCACCUCCGGAAAAAUAUCGCCAACUAUAUUGGCUAUAUUCGUUGGUGUUGAACACCCUCGUUACCGUUGCUUAUCCCUUGCACUUGAUGAUUGGCCUAUUAACUAGUUCCACCUUAUACGAGAUUAUACAAAAUGUUGCUAUAAACUUCACAGCCGGUGUUUGUGCCAUGAAAACGAUUGCCAUUUGGUGGCGUUUCAAACAGGUCGAUGUUAUGUUUGAAAUAAUUCAGAGACAGGAUCAACGUUUUACCAGCCACGAAGAGAUUGCAUAUCUUCGAAAAGAAGUAUAUCCUCCGGUUAGGCGUAUAAUUUUACUAUUUACCAUAUUGUGUACAUUUAUUGGAAUUUCGGGAGAAUCAGCAGUGGUGGUAACUGGCCUAUUGGGUAAUUGGAAUUUAAUGUACAAGGCCUAUUUCCCGUUCGAUGUGUUUGCCAGUACGAAAAAUUACAUCAUCGCCCAUUUGUAUCAAUUCAUUGGCAUUUCCUAUUUGAUAUUACAAAAUGUGGUCAAUGACACUUUUGGGGCCUCCCAUCUCUGUCUGCUACGAAGUCUAGUGCGUAUGUUAAAUAUUCGUGUCACGAAAAUUGGCCACGAUUCCGAGAAGAGUUUGGCCGAAAAUAAUUUAGAGCUUGUGGAGUGUAUAAAGGUGCAUAAAGACCUAUUGGAAUAUCGCCGCCAAUUGGAAGAAAUCAUUUCGGUAUAUAUGUUCUUUCAAAUAUUAAUUGCCGCUCUGAAUAUGUGUGUCGUGUUGGUUUUUAUUAUUCUCUUUGUGAGGGACAUCUUCACAUUGGCCUAUUAUGUCUCCUAUUUGACAUCGAUGAUUUUCGAAAUUUUGCCCAGUUGUUAUUAUGGCACGUUGUUGGAAGAUGAAUUUGAAGAUUUAGCCUAUGCUUUGUUCUCGUGUAAUUGGUCAGAUCAAAAUAAGGAAUUUAAGAAGAAUCUUCGUAUUGUUGCGGAGCAAGCUAAGCGUCGGAUUUAUGUUACAGCCUGGUUAUUUCGCAUCAAUAAUAAUGCAUUUAUUAUUGCUUGUAAAAAUGCCUACACUCUAUUCGCAUUGGUCAUGAACAUGAAGUAA